Messenger RNA from Neoarius graeffei (lesser salmon catfish), 774 nucleotides. It is a transcript of the gene gjz1, whose product is annotated as gap junction protein zeta 1. Gene Ontology annotation, cellular component: connexin complex. Lineage: Eukaryota; Metazoa; Chordata; Actinopteri; Siluriformes; Ariidae. The record is from RefSeq and is a predicted model, not a curated record. Bases 13 to 774 code for a protein of 253 amino acids. Gene Ontology annotation, biological process: cell communication. The transcript has a single exon.
ACCUGAAGUGCAAUGGCAGCAAUUGUUACUGGUCUGAUCCCCAUCCUUCGCACUGCGGUGGACGCCAGCACCACCUACAAAGGGCGCACCGUGUGGUUCGGCUUCCUCUGUAUUCGCCUCGUGACGCUUUUUGUGGCUCAAAUGCCUUGGUUUAAACUGGAGUCAGACUUCAGCUGCAAUACCACCAGCGACAGCAUAUGCACUAGAGCCUGCUUCAACCAUCACUUUGACAAACCUGUGGUAAUGGCUUGGAACUAUAUUUUUGUCCUCCUUGUCCUGUCCGUCCUGCUCAUGGAGCUCUUCACUGCCCAUGUACACUCGGUUUUCCAGAAGAAGCACUCUAAAGAGAAGAGCGGAGUGGAAGUUGAAUCUCUGGGCGAGCUGAAAAGUGCAAAUGUCCCUGGCACACCUACAAAAGUGAUCCUAGACAUGCAUAGAAGCAGGAAUGCUGUGCUCUUCUACCUGUUCAGUGUUAUGCUAAGGAUUUUGGUUGAGUUUUGGUUUGUGUAUGUUCUACUUUAUUGGAAUUUGCCUAAACUAAAGCAAAACGUGUUCACUUGUAAUAUUAAUGUCAAAGGAUGUCAAAAUCAAGUGUGUUUGGUGAGGUAUACGGCAGAGAAAUGCAUGUCUAUCUAUGCUCUGGCAUCAAUUUCUGUCCUGGUCAUCAUCAUCAGUUGUAUGUUCUGUGUCUACUUCAUUGGCCAUUACCUCUGUAACUGUUGUACCAAAAGAACCCAAAAUGAGGAAAUUCAUGGUUUUCAAAGUAGGGUUUAG